UGCCUGCUUUGUUUUGUUUUGAUGGUCGAGCUGCUGAUCGGAGACCGAGAGGCAAGGGCUCCACCGGAGACCCGCUCACUAAAUGGGGAGAGACAAAUCGGUGAUGGAAGAUGACGCACCGAUAGCUGACGCCUGUAAAAUGCCGAGUUAUAUCAGCACUUUCGAGGAAGGGAGGGCGAAAUUGUCCCGCAACCAGCCGACAGAAACUUCCCUCACGGACGGUAAAGUUGAGCGGUCGGUGCGGGAUUUGAACCGUCGCGUCAGCAGAUCAGACUCACCGGACGGAGGAGAGGAGAGGGAACCGGAGGAGGAGGAGGAGGAUGAUGAGGAGGAGGAGGGCGAGAGGGAUGCGGAGGGAAACAACAACAACAACUGCAACAGCGGCGGUGGAGGAGGAGGAGGAGGAGAGAAGAGGAGGGUGAGCGCUGUCGAGAUUUUGAGGAGGAAUUUCGGGGUCUCCAGAUCUCCCUCUGUGUGUUUGAGUUCAAGUAGUCGGAUGCAGCGCGGCACUGAGGAUGAAAGACACGAAAGAAAUGUUAACAACGGCGUCACUAACCAUGGGACUGAAUGUGACGAGUGUGACCGAGAAGCGCCGGGCGAAGCGGUGACACGAAACGAGCCAACUCCGAGCGAGUCAACGACCUCAGACGCUGAGGGAGUUGAAUUUGUUUCGGUGACAGGUCAGUGCCGUCGUAAAUGUGACAGUGGCAGCUACGCAGUAAGUUUAGACGAGUCUUUUAGUGUCAAAGAGCACGUGUAUUGCACAGUUUACUGCAUUGCUAACGACAGCCGCAGACUAGACGGUGAAAUCUCAGACGGCUACCAUGAAACUGUCACACCUGACGGGCACGGAGGGGAGCUGGAGACCGGGCAGGAUGCGGGGACAAGCCCCGAACAGAUGCUUUACACGUUGGAUGACCUGGUGGAUCCUUUCGGGAUCAUGGCCCACCGGCUGUCCCCGGAGCAGGCAGGUGCAGAGACUGCGAUGCCCAGCUGCCGGGUGUGCCUGGAGUCGAAAACAAUCGCACCCCUGCCCUGCUGCAGGACGGCCGUGUGUGAUGAGUGCUUGAAACUCUACGUCAGCUCCCAGGUGCGAGUGGCCAAGACUUACAUCAGCUGUCCAAUCCCAGAGUGUAGCGGCUCGCUAAAGGAGGGAGUGGUGGUUUCCCAUUUAGCCAGUGAAGACGUGGCGAAAUAUCAUUACUUUUUGGAGCUGAGUCAGCUGGACUCAAGCACCAAACCCUGCCCCCAGUGCAGCGAGUUCACCUCUUUGAGGACGCAAAACCCCAACCGCGCUGAGCAAAAGUACAAGAUACAGUGUAGCAAAUGCCAGUUUGUGUGGUGCUUUAAAUGCCACGCGCCCUGGCACAUUGGACUGAAAUGCCGCGACUACAGAAAAGGAGACAAGCUGCUACGAAGCUGGGCGAGCGUCAUCGAGCACGGACAAAGAAACGCCCAGAAAUGCCCGCAGUGCAGGAUCCACAUUCAGCGCACAGAGGGAUGCGACCACAUGACCUGUACGCAGUGUAACACUAACUUCUGUUAUCGCUGUGGAGAGCGCUACAGACACCUAAGGUUUUUUGGGGACCAUACAUCCAACCUCAGUGUGUUUGGCUGCAAGUACCGCUACCUACCAGAUAAACCACAUCUGAGACGGCUAAUUAGAGGCUCUGUCUGUGCCACUAAGGUGCUGAUUGCUCCGGUGGUCAUUUUGCUGGUCGUGGUGCUUGGAGCCCUGGCACUGGUGAUAGGUUUGGUAGUUUUCCCAGUCUACUAUGUUUGUAAGAGGAGGAAGAAGCAGCGCACCCAGGGCUCCGGGCGAUGGAUCUGAAACCUGUCCUGCGCUUCAUCCAGACCACACACACACACACACACACGGCUCAAAAAGACAACACCCACAUCUCCUCAGGGACGUACACGCCAGCCUGAGUCAUCGCAGAAGUCUGAGACAACCAUCAAAAAAUGAAAACCGGCAAAUUAGUGAAGAGCUUUCAGGUUAAUAAAGCGAGACCUGGACGAUCACACGUCAUCAUGUUGAGAAUAUUUUUAUCUCAUGGGACCACUGCUGCACAAGGAAUGCUUUAUUAGGCCAACUCUUGUCCCAGACACUUUCGUUUGCAGUUUUUCUCUCUUUUGUCAUAUUCGACACGCAUUUCACAACCGUUAUCUUUGAGGGGAAAAAAUCGAAACAUGUAAUAGAUGGAUAUAGCUCGGUUUUAGCUUUAGCUUUUGAUGUUUGACAGUGCUGGAUACUAAAUUAUGAAGGCGCCACAAAAAUUCCUUGACUGCAGGAAAAGUGGGGAAAAGACUGGAGGAUCUCGCUGGUGAAUAAUGCGGGAAAUGUGAGGCUGUUUAUAUCUUCCUUCUGCAAAAGCUUCCAGCAGCCGUUUGCGCUUCAGUGACCAAGGAAAAAAAGUGUGAGAUGGAAACCAAUUUUGGAACAAGCCAUCAUGGAGAGAAGAGUCCUCAUAGAUGCAGCAAGAGCUGGACGUUGAAUUCGUCAUCUUCUUUGCAUAUUGGAAACUCCCAUUGCGAUUUGAGUCUUUGACAAGCACACACCAUAGAAAAUAAUAUCAAAGGAGUAAACGCGGAAGGAGGAUACUUACUAUUUAUACUAUUAUGCUGGAUAACGUUGACUCUGGCUGAUCUGAAGUUCUUGUUAGAAGGUUUUGAAAGUCCCCGACUGGUUUUAGAAACCACAUCCACCUAAUGGAGUUAUAUUGUUAGCAAGCUUUUAUUUUUUUCUGUUGUCUUCCAUCAAGACCUCCUAGCCGUCUAUCACUGUCUAUCUGGCUUUCUUUAUGUCCCUCCUGCCUGCCUGGCUGAGCUAAUGCACACUCACCUCCUCUCUGCUAUGCUCACAUAGUGUAUGCCAGCAUCUGCAUCAACAAAAAAAGAAAAAAAAGCUGCUGUGUGGCAAUUGUGCCAAAACAAAACGCUGAAUGUGACAGGCUAGACAGUAAAUCCUUUCCCCUUUGUUUUUUUUUUCUUUUUUUUGUUGUUAAUUUUUUUUAGGGGUUGCAUUUUACAGAGGUUUGUGUGGUACUGCUGUCAGUGUGUCGUGGAGUUUGCAUAAAGAAAUUGACGUGGAGGCUCUGUAAGAUCGCACAUGUUGUAGGAAUUUGCAUAAGACAUGCAGUCAUUAUAACAGAAAACUAUACCUGUAGAUAGACAGAAGAAAGUAUUUAAGAUUUACUUUUCAGUUGUUUAUUUUUGUUGUGUGGGCAGGUUUGCCAAAGGGCUAAACAGGGUGUUUGAUUUUUUUAAAAUAAGAGUUUUGAGAUCACCAUCAGGCUGCUGUGCACUGAAUAUGUUUUAGAUUCAAUUUGGAUGUUACUUUUUAGGUGAUCACGUUUUCAAGGUGUUUAACAAUUGAUUUGAUACGUUUGGUUUUGCUUCAGAUAUUUGCCUUGAAACAAGGAUGUCUGUCUGCUUGAGAGUUUGGAUGGUGACAUAGUGAUUUCCAAUGAGAAUGCACACACCCUCUUCAGCUCACUCACAUACGCACAUGACAAAGCACACACACGGCACGCUGCCAGGAAACAGGAGAUUUCCAAGAGCUUUAAAGGUCGUCACCUGGCAGCAGCCAGCUUUCUUUCCUUCACUUAUCCCUCUAUCCUCUCCUCCCUGCUGCCACACCUUCAUUUUGUUUAAUUGCUUCUCUUUUUUUUCUCUCUACCGCCCUUUUCCUUGUUCUAUCGUUUUGCUCACAUCUUUUCGCCCUCUGAGGUGUAGCUGGACUUACAUCCUGCUGGCCUCAGCAUUGAGGUGGGGAGGUUAACGAUUUCAGUACAAAAGGCUAAAUCGCCAAAAUGGGUGCACAUCCACUGGAGCUGUGGCUGCUGUUGAGCCACAACAUCCAUUCAGACUGGAUGCUUUUGAGCCUCUUGAUGUGUGGAAAUAACACAGAGCUACCUGCGGUGCACGCUGCAGCCAAAGAUAAGUGGUUUCCACAUCAGUCACAGAUUUUUGUGUGUGUGUGUUUAUCCCACCACUCCAUGCAGCAAUCUGGUUUUUGUUUUCGCUCCCUCAUGAGAGCUGUAUGAAGUACUGAAGGAAAACAAACUAAAAGGCAAGGCUAAGCACAAUAUAUCUGCACAUAGAGAUGUUACAGUAAGAAAAAGCUUCUGUCCUCACAGGCAGUGAAGAUAGAAACAAUGAUUUAAGCACUGGAGACAAUGGCUCUCUUUUAUCUGUUACUGCAGCGGCUUUGUAUCAGUGCAUCUUUAAAUCUGUUUAUCUGUGGAAUAUAUCAUGAGUGUUACAGCACAUUUCUCCACUGAAUCUUCACUAAAACCAGGAUGGAAUGUGUUAAGGGUAAGCAGGUUGUAUGUUCAUGCAUGUUAUACAUUUUGCAGUGCAAUACCAUUAGCUCGGCUUUGUCCCAGGGAUCUGAAACUGUUUUUACAUCUGGGAGAUAAGAAAAAUUCAACUGCGAAAAAUACAGUGAACCUGUAGAUACAAGAUUACUGAAGGUCAUAGAGAAUAUACUGUUACACACUAAAUCAGUAGGUCCGGACUCUCAGGGAGUUUUUCUGUUCACUGCACUCACAGCAGCCCUUUAUCUACAUAAACAGUGCCACAGAAAUUACCGGAUAGCACCGCCGUUUCAAAAUGCUUCCUGAUGCAUUUGCCCAGAGCUGCUUAGCAACCAUAUUUAGUGUCAAAAGAGAUCCAGAUAUCUUAGUGUGUUUCCCAGCCUUUACUGGGAAAUUCUUUGAAUGUUGUGUGGUGGUCAGGGGUCGGAUCUGGGCCUUAAAACAAGAAAGGAGGACAGAAAAAGUUGUGUUGAAUCAGCACUUAGCAUUUAAAUGUGUCAAACAAAACCAUUGAAACAUGUUUGCAACCUGUUGUUUAGUUUUAACAUAUGCAUACAUGUUUUGUCCAUCUGCUCAGCUAGUCCUACACUGACAUGUUGAAUUAUUGAAUUGCUGCAUUUUUUUUUUUUUUUUUUGCUUAAAUGACCUAUGACUGACAAGUAUAAGCUGUUUUUUCAGUGACAUGAACAUAUGUAUGUACUAUUUCCAUGGCAUUUCACCAGAAACAUCCUUCAGUGUACACUGUACCACCGCUGAAACGAGUUGGCCCAUUGAUUAUCUUAUUGACGGAAAAUUGACCACUGACCACUUUUAUACUCAUUUACAUAAUUUGUCAAAAAUCACUCAUGUCCACGACCUAACCCGCUCACUGAGGCGGUCCGUAUAACCUGGCUGGUGCUAAUUAAUUCUGCUUUCUCCAGGGAAUACACUGCUCCUGUAUUAUAGCCACCUCCCCAGCCUCCACUAGCAUUAGUAUUAGGUGUGGCUGCAGGAGAAGUUCUCUGCAGUGGCGUUCAUCAAACAUUGUGUCUCAGGCUCUGCCGAGGGGUUGCGAGCUCAGGGAUGAUCUCAGACAUGAGCAGAGUCACACCACCAAACUGAACAAUGCACGUCAUGUUGAAAUAAAUAUAAAAACUUGGCUCGAGUGUCCUGUCUGAACUAACAUCUGGUCAGACAGUGUAAACAACCUCUUAGGGGCCAAAGGGUUUGCUGUCAGACAGUAAUUGCAAAUAUGAAUUUGUUCUGCCUAGUCAGCUACAAAUAUAAAAAAAAGGUUGUAUUGCAGGAUGUUACUUGUCCUGUUCAGCACCCAUACAUGUCUAAUUUCUUACCCUUUUAUACAUGUACAGGUGUGUUAAAUUCACAAUAUUCUGCCCACUGAUGCAAUGUUAAGAUGCCAUUAGGAGAUGCCCUUAUUUCUUUGUUGUGUUGCUACAUAUUACUGAAUUGAUUGCUCACAUCUUUGUAAACACUAAGCAACCAUUUGGGGAAAGCUUUAACGGGAAACAAAAAGCUGCUUUAUAUUAAUCAAUCCAUGACAUGAGAGCUAUUGUGGCUAAUGAUUUUUCCAUUGCUGGGUUGUAUUGGCUGGCUGAUACCCCUGGCUUUUUUUUGUUUGUUUUGUUGCUGUUACAAUCCCAAUGAUAUUGACAUAAAUAUGCAAUGGUGCCUUUACAGCCACUAUAGCGAAGGUGUUGCCAACCUGUGGUUCAGGACCCCCUGUGUGACUCCAAAGAUUAUAAAUAGUAGUAAAACUCUGUCACAGAGGAUUUGACAAAUGAAUCAGAAGGAUAAACAUGUGUAAGUGUAAUGUAUCAUAAUAAUAGUUAUAAUGUAAAAGUAUAUGAAACCACUAUUGGAUAAAUCAGUGAAUAGUUUACUCUUAACACACAGGGUAAUGUGCAGAGCAAUCAGGCCUUUGAUUAGCAAUGUGUGUUUAUUGCUAAACCAGUUUUAUAGCUAAAUAUUGCACAUUUAUAGUUACUCAAUCCAGGGUUUCAGCUGCAUCCCAAAUACUCUUGUAUUUUUGCACAAGUUAAACCGUCACUUUAUCUUGGCUCAUACCAACCUCACUCUUUGGACACUACAUUAAAAGGUGGAAGCAGUAGCACUGUGACCCCUGCAUCCAACAUUAGACCUGUCAUUUUCAAACCCAUAUAUGGUCAUUUCAGCUCAGUAGGCCUGUGGAUAUUCAUGUUGCAGUAUGUGUUGUGUUGAAAUGUAACAUACUUCCUAGCAAACUUGGCAAAUGUGUUGGAAAAUAGCAUUGUAUUUAUGUCAACGGUAUUUCUACUCAAAGAAAUGUCAUUUGCACCAAGAACACCUCCCACCUGCUGCCACUGUUAAAUGUCUGCUGAUCUUAUUGUUGCUCAUUUAACCAGGCACAAACACUGUUUUCAUCUAAGGAUUUGAUGGAGAAUAAACUGAACUGUCAAAAUG
Molecule: messenger RNA, 6758 nt
Organism: Scomber scombrus (Atlantic mackerel)
Lineage: Eukaryota; Metazoa; Chordata; Actinopteri; Scombriformes; Scombridae
Gene: rnf217
Product: ring finger protein 217
Exons: 7
Coding region: 83-1831 (582 amino acids)
Biological process (GO): positive regulation of proteasomal ubiquitin-dependent protein catabolic process; ubiquitin-dependent protein catabolic process; protein polyubiquitination
Cellular component (GO): cytoplasm; ubiquitin ligase complex
Molecular function (GO): zinc ion binding; ubiquitin protein ligase activity; ubiquitin conjugating enzyme binding
Source: RefSeq, a predicted model, not a curated record